AUGGGAAGACUCCAAAAACUUAAUGUAAAGAAGACAAGGAAGAAAAAAAAUAUUAAUGUAACUACAAAUGAAGGUCAAGAACAAGAAGAAAUUCAAUUAACUCCAAUUGAGGUGGAAGUUACUCAAACACAGGUUCAAGAAGAUAUCCAAGUUAAUGUGCAGGUUGAAGAGGGAUUAGGUGGGGUGCAAGUUGAAGAGGGAUUAGAUGAUGUUUGUACUGACAUUGAAGAUUUAUUUAAUGAUAUGGAAGCUGAAGAGGAUAAUGUUGCUAAUGUUCAAGUUCAAGAGCUCAAUGUUGGUAAUAUCCACGUUGAAGAUGUCAAUGUUGCUAAUGUUCAAGUUCAAGAGGUCCCAUAA
Lactuca virosa is the source of this 357-nucleotide messenger RNA. Lineage: Eukaryota; Viridiplantae; Streptophyta; Magnoliopsida; Asterales; Asteraceae. The record is from the annotation of a GenBank genome assembly.